AUGGAAAAGUCUGGAGUAGGCUAUUUGGGAGUGGUUCAAGUUCCUCUGCGGCAGAUGCAAUUUGUGGAAGAGGUAGGAGAGCGGUUGCACGACACACGACAAACGGAACGUCUCCAAGCACUCUUUCAAAAUACUGCAGCUGAUCAUGAAAACUGUAGGCAUUGGGUUGAUGGCUACAUCGACAAUACUGAAGUGUCAUCCUUUGUAAACAAGCUGGGUCUGUCCCGUCAUGAACUCAAACAGCAUAACCUAGAUGGCAAUUACCCUCGCCUUGAUGACCAGGUCGUGUGCUUCACUCAGGGUCGUCAUCGAAUCGAAGCGGCCAGCAACAUUAAUCCAUAUGACCUUUGGACGGUCAGGCUGUCAUGCAUGAGCCUCUCGCAAAUCCAAACCAACCAGAUAGUGAAAUCACGAACGGAGCAAUAUCAGCAUGAGACGCCAGAUUCAGACGGGCGUAUAUACUCUAAGCUGCGACAGUAUGGGGACAGAGGGUUCGAGUUCCACGAGUGGCAUCAGCGCUUGAGUAAAAAGAAACAGUAUAUCUUUCGAAGAAUCACUCAGCUUUGUCCCAUGGUGGAGGCACUUGAUUUGCUUAUACAGCUUCCAGGUGUCCUUGACUUCCUGCAGCUUGGAUGCUACGGCACAGUUUUCGACAACCGACUUUUUGAAGAGUGUAUCACUGGCUGGAAUCUCAUAUCUGCAGAAUGGUCAAGGUUUACCCUUGGCAGUAGGCUUCUACAAAGUUCUAUUGACAGGGACACGGUGGUCGCUCUCGAAGGCCGUGCUCCGGCCGCCAGUGAAGCAGACCGGGAGUGGAUUCACCAGGCGUUCACAAGCGGCCAAGUUUGGCCGAGAAUUACGGACCCACAGCAACGAUGUGAACUGGAGAGUCGAGUGCAAUCGACCACAGUCAUAAUACCAGGCCUUCGUUGGCUGCAGGGCAACCUCCUGUAUCUGAACAUAGCUGCCCGCAUCAUUUGGAAGCUGAUUAUCCCUGAGAAGGAAGGGCGAAAGGCUGAACGUAAGAAGCUGUCGUUGCAACAAAUUUUACAGAGCUAUUGGGUCGCGUCCGAGUCCAAGUCGUGCGUUGAGAUCCAAGAAGGCGUAUUUCAGCCCGUGUAUGGUCCGGCGUCGUUCAAUUUAGCGUACAAUCAGCUGAUGCUGGCCGCUCUUCGCCAAUUUCCCUAUCUGAGCAAGCCUGAACCCAAGGGAAAGUUCACUAGACUUGAAUUGCGUAUCACUCUUCCACAAGAGGGCAGCUCUUCUUGGAUUUCGCAGCUCCGUUAUCCAGCAAGGAGUCGCCAUUGUGAGUCCACCAUUCCAGCCUCGAGAAUGGACGAUAUGUGA
Messenger RNA from Pochonia chlamydosporia 170, 1347 nucleotides. RefSeq lists its product as hypothetical. The record is from RefSeq and is a predicted model, not a curated record. The transcript has a single exon. The coding region runs from base 1 to 1347 and encodes 448 amino acids. Lineage: Eukaryota; Fungi; Ascomycota; Sordariomycetes; Hypocreales; Clavicipitaceae.